This is a messenger RNA of Fraxinus pennsylvanica, 408 nucleotides long. The record is from the annotation of a GenBank genome assembly. Lineage: Eukaryota; Viridiplantae; Streptophyta; Magnoliopsida; Lamiales; Oleaceae.
AUGACUGUACCAUCCAUGUUUACUGACUCAACUUCGCCAUUAUAUAAUGCAAAGCUCAACUCGACAAACAUGCCUCCAACCGCCAUCGAUCUAGGCCUCACCGGCGCCACUGACGACCUCCAAAAGGUUGUCAACAAUCUCAAAAUCAUGUACAGUGAAAUGGUUCACAGUGUCAACAUCGUGGAGGAUUUUAUAGGUAAACCAUACCUAGAAAGGAGCGCCACCGAUCCCGGGCCAGGGUCGUCUGAGCGUGGCUCUCAUGUUGCGGUCCAAGUGUUCGUUGGAGAUCCAAAGCAACCCACUUUUGAAGACAUGGGAAACUUUUACUCGGCGGGUCGAGACCUUCUUUUCUAUUGCCACCAUGCAAAUGUCGAUCGCAUGUGGACAUUGUGGCGAGAGCUAAAAUAA